GGGGAUGCCACGGCGUAACGGACAGCGGAAACAUUGAGCGUGUCAGCUGAAUUAAUAAAUAUUUCACCGAUACAGAUAGGUGGUUACAAUUACUCCAUUAAACGCACCGGGAAAAGAAAUCUGUUCAUGCUACACAAAAACUGUCUAUCCCUUCGGAAAAUAUAAUUGCAACUGAAGGAACUCAACAAUCGAUAAUCUACAAAAGUGAUUUAGGCAAAAUGAAGAAGAGCACUUUGGCCAAACGGGGCCCCCAAGAUGUCAGCCAGCUGUCCUCGCAGACAGAUAAAGUCGGUUGGAUUCGCAAGUUCUGUGGCAAAGGAAUUUUCAGGGAAAUCUGGAAAAACCGUUUCGUGAUACUGAGAGGAGACCAUCUGUACAUCUCUGAAAAAGAGGUGAAGGAUGAGCGUAAGGUGCAGGAGGUGUUCGACCUGGCGGACUAUGAGCGCUCUGAGGAGCUGAGGAAGGCCAAGAGCCGCAGCAAGAAGAACCACAGCCGCUUCACCCUGCUGCGCUGCCGACAGCCUGGGAACACGGCUCCUAACCUGAUGUUUCUGGCCGUGAGUCCUGAGGAGAAGGAGUCUUGGGUCAACGCCCUCAACCUUGCCAUCGUCAAAGCCAAGAACCGCAUCCUGGAUGAGGUAAUCAUCCAGGAAGAGAGCGUCCUGGUCCAUCCGACCCGAGACCGGGCCAAGAUCCCUCACGGGCGUCGUCUGCCCACCAGGGGACACCUGCUGGCCGUGGCCUCUACUUCCUCUGACGGCAUGCUGACCCUUGACCUGGUCCACGAGGAAGACGGCUUCUACCAGGAGGACAUCGAAGCAGGGUUCUGGGGGCGGGGCUACCGGGUCGACCAGGACCGGCAUCGGACCAAGGGGCGCCAGAGAGCGGGCACGGACGUCUCCAAGCUGCGCGUGACCUCCAGGGAACCUCGGGUUAAGACAGGCAGCCUGCCUCGCGGGAGUGAGCUCUCCUGGGGAAGGCACGGCACCAACCACCUGGAUGGCCAUCCCCAAAACCAGGCCCAGGCUCAUCCCCAAGCUCGCCCACAGCCCCAGGCCCAGUCCCGCACUCCCCAGCCUGGGAAGAGAAUGAGCAUCCAGGGCAGGAGCCGCUGCGCUUCCAUGGACGAGGUUCUCUCCUCCAGGCCGGUCCGCUCCAGGUCCGACCUGCGGCCCCAUCCCAGGGAGGAGGGGGUCCAGGCGGGCCCGGUGGCCCAGGCCGAGGGCCCCCCCGUGGGCCAGCUCCAGAGCCUCAUCGCCCAGAAGAUGCAGCGCGCCCAGGAGCUUCUGGAGGAGAUGAGGCUGCAGGAGCUUCAGCGCGCCCGGGGCGGCGGCGACUCAGCCUACCUGAAGGGUAUUGACUCGCCCCGGCUACACCACCUCCGCGGGUCGGACUCACCACGCUCCCGCUCCUCGGGGUCCUCCCCCCGCAGCCGGAGCAGCGACUCCCCCCGGCUGAGGGGUAAAGACUCGCCCAGGCUUCGUGGGAAAGACUCGCCGCGGGUCAAGGGGAAGAGGUCACGCUCUAAAGCCACUGACUCGCCCCACUCGAAGGGCGGCGACUCGCCCGUUCUGAAGGGUAGCGACUCGCCGCGCCUGAGAGGCUCUGACUCACCCAGACUUGGCAGCUUUGACUUGUCUCGUCCGGGAGAGUCAGACUCCGGCCAGAGGGCUCCUGACUCUCCUCAGGCGGGUGAAGACACAGAAUCCUCGGCCCGCAGGAGCGAAGACUCCCCCGGUAUGAAAGGAACUGACUCACCCUGCCUCAGGGGCUCUGACUCGCCACGCAGCAACGACUCCAACUCGCUUCCAAAGGGCAAGGAGUCCCUGGGGGCGGCCGGUAAAGACCUCAGAGCUCAGGACUCCCCCUCUCUAAAGGGCUGUGACUCGCCUCACGCGAAGCGUGUCGAUUCGUUGGCCUGCAAGGCCCCUCCCCCCGGGGGCGAGACGUACGAGGUGGAGCGUCGGCGGGCGGAGGCGGAGCAGCUCCUGGAGGAGGCGGUGAGCUCCUGGAAGGAGGCGCAGGAGGUGCUGGAGGAGGUGAAGGAGCUGCAGACGCAGACGCUCCGACGGCGACGGCGACGGCCCUCCGGAGAGACGGACGCCACGGACACGCCCCCCUCGCCGUCACGGGACGAGGAGGAGGAGGACACUCCGUGAUUUGGGGCGGCUUUUUGCGUCGCCCAAAAAAAGACUGCGAUUGGGUGAAAUAUUGCUAGUUCUUCCUGUUGUGAAAGCGCACUAGAGAGGCAUGAUGGGGCCUCUGCACAUUCUCUUUAUAUAUAUAUACAUGUGUCACUUCUACAAUAUUUUGUCUGGCGUUAUUUGCUAUAAAUGUUCAAACACAAAAGGUCUUGAGUGAUCUGGCCCCCUUCGAACAGUCCCUGCCCAGACAGUCUGAACACGGACAGUCUGUGAUGCCGGACGAGCAUGGAGUGUAAUGAGAGGAUGAGAGGGAGGAUCAGAGGAUGAGAGCGUAGAGG
This is a messenger RNA of Osmerus eperlanus (European smelt), 2482 nucleotides long. RefSeq names its product pleckstrin homology domain containing, family O member 1a (gene plekho1a). NCBI's taxonomy places the organism in Eukaryota, Metazoa, Chordata, Actinopteri, Osmeriformes, Osmeridae. Gene Ontology annotation, cellular component: ruffle membrane; muscle cell projection membrane. The transcript has 6 exons. Gene Ontology annotation, biological process: regulation of myoblast fusion. The record is from RefSeq and is a predicted model, not a curated record. Bases 219 to 2159 code for a protein of 646 amino acids.